AGAUAGAAGCGGAAGCCUUUGCAGCAUUCUCACUCUUUCUUCUCUCUCCACAUUGCUGGAACUGAAACCCUUUCUCUCUUUCUCAGCAGUCAUCCUUUCUCGCUUACCCUGAAAUAGAGGACGCAGUGUUACCACCAGGGAAGUUUAAUGUGCACCAGCACCUUGUGAUUUGUGAAUCUCUUUCUUUUUCUUCAAUACUGAGGCCUUGUUUUUGUUUUUGUUUUUGUUUUUGUUUUUGUUUUUGGGGGUGCUUUAAACUCUCUGCUCAGAGAGAGGGACUGAGACCAAUUUGUUUUUCUCUCCGUUUUUUUCCUGUUGGAAAAGACCCAAAAGAUAGAACAAAGAAAAGCCCUUUUUGUUUCGGGGUUGUAAAUUCAUCUUCCUCUUCUCUGUUUACCUGCUUUCUGUUUAUCAGAUCUGUGCUUCUGUUUCUACUGUUUUACCCAUCUGUUUGUUGUUUUUGAGUUGAAGAAAUGAGUAAAGAAGAGUUUAUGAAGAUCAAGGUACACGCCUUCUCUCUCUUUCUGUCUAAUUUUUCCAAGUACUUUGCUUCAUUUCAACUCAAUGCUGUUUUGUCUAUUGUUUGCUUUUUAUUUCUUCAAGUAAGGUUGCUUGAUUUUGGUUUCCCUGUUUCUGAAUUAUGCCUCUGUUUACUCUGGUUUUCUUCUUCUGGUUGCUUGCUCUUGCAGACUUGUGUCCUCAAAGUGAACAUACACUGUGAUGGAUGUGAGCGUAAGGUCAAGAAAAUCUUGCAGAGAAUUGAGGGGGUUUACAAAACCAUCAUAGAUGCAGAGCAAGGAAAGGUAACAGUCUCAGGAAAUGUGGAGCCUGCUGAUCUAAUCAAGAAACUUGCAAAAUCAGGCAAACAUGCAGAGCUGUGUGGUGGCCAGAAGCCUAACAACAACCAAAAGGUCCAAAACCAUAACCAUGCUGCCAAUCAGGCGAAGAACGUGCAGACUGACAAUGGAAAAGGGGGUAACAACAAUGGUAACAAGGGCCAGAAGGGUAAUAAUAACAACAAUAAUCAGAAUAAUCAGCCUAAAGGAGUGCCCCAGCUAAACCCCCAACAGCUGCAGCAGAUUCUACAGAUAUCCCCCCAACAGCUGCAGCAGCUUCUACAGUCAUACCCCCCGCUGCUGCAGCAGAUUCUACAGUUACCCCCCCAACAGCUGCAGCAGGUUCUACGGUCACACCCCCAGCUGCAGCAGCUUCUACAAUCACACCCCCAGCUGCUGCAGCAGACUCGAGACCUUCAGCAAUUGCAGCAAAUGAAAGCGUUUCAAGAUCAGAAGCAGCACCAAUUGAAGGACCAGAAGGUUGAAGAUGGUGACUCUAGUGAUUAUGAUGAGGAUGACUUAUAUGAUGAUGAGGAUAUUGAUGAUGAUGAGUAUUUUGAUGAACUGGAUGAGCUCCAGCUGCCUCCCAACAGGAUGAAAUCCGUGAUGCUCUCGAAUGAUAUGAUGAAUGGCCAGAAGGGUGGUGUGCCUAAUGGUAAUAAGGGAGGUAAUGGUGGCGGUGGGAAUGCAGUACCGGUUCAUUUUGUCGGUGGGGGUGGGAAUGGUGAGGGUAAAAAUGGAAAUGGAGGUAAAAAGGGUGGCGGUGGUGGUGGUGGGGGUAACAACAAUGGAGGGAAUCAAAAUCAAGGUGGGGGUAAAAACGGUGGUAAAGGUGGCGGUGGGUUACCACAAGAUGGCAAAAAUGGUAAUAAUGGUGGCGGUGGUGGGGGUAAUAAGAACGGUGGUGGUAAUAAUCAUGGGGGAGCUAACGGUGGCAGUUCGAAAAAGGGGCAUGAUGGCUUCUUCGACAGCACGGGUCGCCCCAACGGCAACAUGGGUCAGAUGGGCAACAUGCCCAUUUUUAUGGAUCAAAUGGGUAAUAUGCCUAUGGGCCAAAUGGGCAACAUCCCGGCGGUACAAGGGCUACCAGCAAACGCCAUGAACGGGAGAAGCGGAGGCGGUGGCGGUGGCAGCGGGUACUUCCAAGGAGCCGGGCCGGAUCCCAUGCCCGGCAACCCAUACCAUCAACAGCAGCAACAACAACAGGUUCUGGCAGCAAUGAUGAACCAACAACGUGCCGCCAUGGGGAAUGAAGGGUUCCAGCCCAUGAUGUAUGCCAGGCCACCUCCUGCAGUCAAUUACAUGCCCCCUUACCCUUACCCUUACCCGUCCCCUUCCCCUUACCCGUCCCCUUCGCCUUACUCUUACCCGUCCCCUUCGCCUUACUCUUACCCGUCUCAACCCGACCCGUAUACCCACCUCUUCAGUGAUGAGAAUACUUCAAGCUGCAAUAUCAUGUGAUAAUUGGGUCAGUUCCACUGCUCCAGUGCAGCAGCCGGUGGCUUUUUCGGUGGUUGUUCCGCAAUGGUCCCAAGGACAACUAUUAGAACGUUGAAGCCAUAUAUACAAUGGAAAUGGGAAGUUUAAUUUUCUUAUUAGUCUUCUAAUAUUUUCUUUUUAACCCAAGUUAAAAUCAGGCUCCUCAAUCCUGAUAGGGGAGUAUGUUAUAGAUUUAAAAAAAAAAAAAAAAGAGAAAAAAAAGAGGAGUAUGUAGUGGGAGAAUGAAGAAGAUGGAUGAUGUAAGAAUGUAAGCGGGAGUAAGUGUUGGUUAUUUUUUUUUUUUUUCUUAAUAUCUUUUAUCAUAUGGGAUAUUUUUUGCCACUUUUUAUGAGAAGGUUGUGAUAUAGUAAGAUUAUGUUGCAAAACGAAUAAUAUUAGAUAGAGAGAUAGAGAGAAUGGGUUUGCAAUAAAAAAUGCCCAUCUCUUUUUUCCCCCUUCUCAACUCUCCUUGCUUGUACGGUCCGUGCUUAUUUAAUU
Rubroshorea leprosula is the source of this 2813-nucleotide messenger RNA. NCBI's taxonomy places the organism in Eukaryota, Viridiplantae, Streptophyta, Magnoliopsida, Malvales, Dipterocarpaceae. The record is from the annotation of a GenBank genome assembly.